Molecule: messenger RNA, 962 nt
Organism: Anthonomus grandis grandis
Lineage: Eukaryota; Metazoa; Arthropoda; Insecta; Coleoptera; Curculionidae
Exons: 4
Coding region: 163-912 (249 amino acids)
Biological process (GO): defense response
Cellular component (GO): extracellular region
Source: RefSeq, a predicted model, not a curated record
CGUAAUACUAUCGCAUAUUAUCUCACAAACAAAACCCUCAAGUAUAGGACAUGUGGGUCAUAAGUGGCUACUAAUGAGCUUUAAAAUUGUAUAUAAGAUGUCAGAAUUUUCAUUGUUUAUGAGAAAUUUGUGUUUGUACUGAACUUGCCCCUAAAAGAAAACAUGAAAGUAGCAACCCUAUUCGCGGUACUAUGCGCCGCAUUCGCCCUCUCCGAGGCUACGGUCACCUUCACCAUCACCAACAAAGAUGGCGGACCGAUCUGGGUGGGUAUCCAGGGCAACCCCGGCAAAGAGCACCUCUCCAAUGGUGGAUUCAAGCUUGAACAGGGCGCAUCCAAAUCCCUCUCGGCUGCGGAUGAUUGGGCGGGUCGUUUCUGGUCCAGAACCUGGUGCUACGAAGACAGAGGUAACCACUGCCUCACCGGUGAUUGCGGUAAUAAAGUGGAGUGCGCAGGCGCGGGAGGUACCCCUCCAGCCACCCUUAUCGAGUUCACUCUUAACGGUUACGGUGGUAUUGACUACUACGACAUUUCCCUUGUAGAUGGUUAUAAUACCAUGGCUUCGGUUGAGCCUGUUGGGGGUAGCGGAGACGGCGGUCAAUACAGUUGCAAGAAAGCCCAGUGUGCCAGCAACAUCAACAGCAUCUGCCCCUCAGAGUUGCAAAUCUACAACGACGACAGGUCUCAAGUUAUCGCUUGUAACUCAGCUUGUAACGCUUUCCAUACAGACGUCUAUUGUUGUUCUGGCACCCAUAAUACACCGGAGACUUGUAAGAGCUCUGAUUGGCCCACUGACUACCCAAGUAUGUUUAAAAACGCAUGCCCAGAUGCUUAUAGUUAUGCUUAUGACGACCACAAGAGUACCUUUACUUGUAGCGCCAAACAAUAUAACAUUAAUUUUGGAGCUGCUUAAAAUAUUAUAUUAUAAUUAUUAGUGAAUAUAUUGAUCUGUUGCUAAAUAAA